Amphibalanus amphitrite is the source of this 3063-nucleotide messenger RNA. RefSeq names its product proto-oncogene tyrosine-protein kinase receptor Ret-like. Gene Ontology annotation, biological process: cell surface receptor protein tyrosine kinase signaling pathway; protein phosphorylation; positive regulation of kinase activity. The transcript has 13 exons. Gene Ontology annotation, cellular component: axon; signaling receptor complex. Lineage: Eukaryota; Metazoa; Arthropoda; Thecostraca; Balanomorpha; Balanidae. Gene Ontology annotation, molecular function: transmembrane receptor protein tyrosine kinase activity; ATP binding. Bases 1 to 2712 code for a protein of 903 amino acids. The record is from RefSeq and is a predicted model, not a curated record.
AUGACGGAGCUUCUGGUGACGAUCACGGUAAACCUGCUCUCCGGCUGUCGGCCCACGGACCCGCCCCCGCCCCCGCCCCCGCCCGCCGGCGGCGCCGACCCGCCCGGCGACCACCAGGACGUCUAUGAGGUCACCGUGAGCCGGUGGGCGGCGCGGUUCGCGCGCGUGUUCCAGCCACCGGCGGCGCUGGCGGCCGCCCUCCGCGGCCAGAGAGCGCACCUCGAGCCCGCAGACCUCGGCUCGCUGUCGGUGACGGCCUCGGGUGGUAUCGUAUACGUCUGGCGGCCGGAGCGGCUGGCGCGAGCGGAAUCACCGCUAGUCCUCAAACUGGUGGCGUCAUCAGCGUCCCCGGGCGUCGAUACGGACGUGACGUCAUCCAACAGCACCGACCGCAACAUCACGCUGGUGUCAGAGGAGGGAGACUUCUCCUCGCCGAGCACAACGGAGGGAAGUGCCGCCGAACCCAGCACGGUCCCUGCGGCAGACGCCGGGGCCGACCCCGCCGAGGGAGCCGCCACAGUGAACGUCACGAUCCGCGUGUGGCUGGCCGAGAACGGCUCCUGUUCAGGGGAGGCCGUGGGCAGUGGCUCACGGACGGCACCGGACGACCCGGAGCCAAUGUGCGCGCGCAGCUCCCGGCUCGAGGACUGCGAGACCACGUGUGGUGCCGGCGCCAACGGCACGUGUACGUGGCGACCGCCCGAGGCCAACAAGACGCUGACGCACGAGUACGGCACGUGCAGCUCCGACCUGGCCACGUGUCCGGACGGCACGUGUGACCCGCUGGAGCAGCUCUCGGGCCGCAUCUGCCCGCAAGACUGCGCCGAGUACAGUUCGGCGGGCCUGUACCUGCAGCCGGGGCCGGCCGGGCGCGGCGUCGCCUCUGCCCGAGGACUGUGCGUCUGCCACUCGCGUCACCAGUGUGUCUGCGGACCGGCUGAGCACCUCUACAGCGUGUGGAACGAGACGGCGCCCGUCACCACCGACCGACCCGAGCAACCGCCGACGUCUCCCUCGGAGCCCUCCUGCGGCGCCAGCUGUAUCGUCGGCAUCACCCUGGGCCUGGUGCUGCUCCUCACUGUGCUGUUCCUCGCCUUCAUGGUCUACGACGCCAGGUGUAACAGCCUGAAGAAGCUUCAGAAGGACCCGUUCGAGGGUGGCAUUUCGCUGUCACACAUCAACACCAACCCCGGGGGCGACCUGAUGACCUCCGGAGGCUUCUCCAGCACCGCUCACCUGCUGGAGGCACUGCCGGUAGACGCUAAGUGGGAGUUCCCACGGCAGCGACUGGUGCUGGGCGAACUACUCGGAGAGGGAGAGUUCGGAAAGGUCGUGCUGGGAAGGGCUCUCGGCAUCAACGGAGCAUCAGGCUACACCUCUGUGGCGGUCAAGAUGCUGAAGCCGGCCAGCACGGCGUCUGAGCUGCAGGACCUGCUCUCCGAGUACAGUCUGCUCAAGGAGGUCGACCACCCGAACGUGAUCCGCCUGCUGGGGGCCUGCACGGCGCCCGGAGGACCACUCUGUGUCAUCAUCGAGUACGCCGAGCUCGGCUGCCUGCGGACUUACCUGUACAAAAGCCGCAAGGUGUCUCUGAGCUUCUUGAACGCCGACCAAAAAUGUCUGGACAAACAAUGCUCAGAAAAUAUAUCCGAGAAAGAGACAAAUGUGGAAAAGUCUACAGAAAAAUCUCCCAGGAAGUCUGCGCCCGAGGCGGACUCGGCGGGAAAAGAGCAGCUCGGCACGGACGGGCCAGCCGGGGGUCAGCCCGAUCAGAAGGCGGCGGAAAAGAGGAGCCCCAUCACCACCAAGGAGCUGAUUGGCUACGCGUGGCAGAUCGCCCGCGGCAUGUCCUACCUCGUCGAAAUGAAGAUGGUCCACCGUGACCUGGCGGCCCGUAACGUGCUGCUGGCGGCCGGUGGCGUGUGUAAGAUCUCCGACUUUGGCCUCACGCGGGACGUCUACGAGGGUAGCCUCUACCAGAAGACCAGCAAGGGUCGCGUGCCCGUGAAGUGGAUGGCCAUUGAGUCUCUGGAGGAGCACAUCUACACCUCCAAAUCGGACGUCUGGAGUUUCGGAGUCCUCCUCUGGGAGCUGGUCACACUCGGAGCCACCCCGUAUCCCGGCGUGACGCCGGAGCGGCUCUGCCACCUGCUGAAGUCCGGAUACAGGAUGGACCGACCGCCCAGCUGUACACAGGACAUGUACAGCAUCAUGCGCCAGUGCUGGGAGGAGCUGCCCUCCUCGAGGCCGACAUUCUCCGAGCUCACCAUGUGGUUCGACAAGAUGCUCCAGUCGGGCUCCGAGUACCUCGACCUCAGCACGCCCGUGGUCAUCAAUAGGGAGUACUUUGACCUGCUCGGAGAAGGAGACGACACGGAUGGCUCGGUGGAUUACGGCAACAUGCACCUCCUCGAGAGUUCAUAUCUGGCGCCGAGCGAUAAACCCGCCCCGCGACCCGCGGCCCCGCCCAUCGACCGGGCCGGCGGCCAAUCAGCGGCCUCGCCGCGCGCGGCGCACCAAUCAGCGCCGUCUGGCGGGCCGCUGUCUCCGCCAAUAGACGAGUCGGUCUGCCUGACCUACUCCCAGCUGCUGCUGCAGGAGUCCGAGGCAGAGGAGGAGGAGGAGGAGGAGGAGGAGGAGCCCGCGCACACCGGGUCACGUGGCCGUGACGUCACCGACGAGCAGUGCCAGCUGAUGACAGCCGUAGCGUGAUCGCCAUCCGCACGAGACGGGACAUUGGACAAUGAAAUCACCUGAGGGUUGAGACACGAUCAAAUGCGGAGGACUUUUACCGGAGGAUUUUUAAAUGGCUACCGAUUUUGGACUCUCACAAGUGAGGCAGGGGCGUCAAACACGAUGCGAGUCGUGCAAGUUGACCUCGGUUUGAACUCAGAGUCGCUGCUGACAGGCAGCCCGCCGUAGACAGACGCCACAUUAGACGGGCGGCGGCGGCGGCUGCCUACAGCCGGCGACUGAUGACCGUUUUCUAGUCAGCUGGGCUGUACGUUUUCGUGUGCCGGUCGGUGUUGUAGAAUGUAAAUGGUAGUCGGCUGUACCUACUGG